Messenger RNA from Solanum stenotomum, 1587 nucleotides. Its product is annotated as beta-amyrin 11-oxidase-like. Gene Ontology annotation, biological process: sterol metabolic process; brassinosteroid homeostasis; brassinosteroid biosynthetic process. Lineage: Eukaryota; Viridiplantae; Streptophyta; Magnoliopsida; Solanales; Solanaceae. Gene Ontology annotation, molecular function: ent-kaurenoic acid monooxygenase activity; iron ion binding; heme binding. Bases 18 to 1466 code for a protein of 482 amino acids. The record is from RefSeq and is a predicted model, not a curated record. The transcript has 8 exons. Gene Ontology annotation, cellular component: endoplasmic reticulum.
UUCACAAAAAAGCAAAAAUGGAGUACAACUUAGUGUUAUUAUACACAAGUUUGGCUAUAGGAAUUUUAACCCUAAUUAGUGUUCUAAAGAGAGCAAAUGGAUGGUUUUUCACAAUCAAAUUUAAUUCAAAGAAAUUUAACUUGCCUCCAGGUGACAUGGGCUGGCCAUUAGUAGGGAACAUGCCUUUUUUCUUACAAAGUUUCAAAGAUGGUAAUCUUGGCUCAUUUUUUUCCUACUAUGUUACUAGGUUUGGGGAGGGUGGGAUGUACAAGACGUUCAUGUUUGGAAAGCCAAGUAUUAUCAUGACAAAAGUUGAAAUAAGUAGGAAAAUAUUUAUGGAUGAUGAAAAUUAUGAUAGAGGUAUGCCAAACUAUAUCUUAAAAAUAUUAGGACAAGCUCAAGUUGGUGGAUUUACAAGAGAAGAAAGCAAGAGUCUACAUAGAAUGACAACAUUAAUAAAAAGUGACAUAUCAUUAUUAUCAAAUUACUUUGAUUUUGCAAAAGAAAUUGUGAAAAAAUCAUUUGAGAAAUUGGUUGACAUGGAAGAACCAAUUGAUGUCCUUUUAGCAAUUAAAAGGCCAGCAUUUGAUGUGUUAAUGAGAAUUCUUAUUGGUGAUGGAGUUGAUAAUGAUAUGGUUAAUAUUCUAUUUGAAGAGACUAUUUAUCUUUUUCAUGGUUGUCAUGGCUUGCCAUUUAAUAUACCAGGAUCAGCUUACAAUAGGGGAUUAAAGGCUAGAAGAGCAAUGGCUAAGAUAUAUCAAUAUAUUUUAGAUGAAAGAAAAGUGAUGAUUGGGAAAAAUAAAACAAGAGAAAAGUCUAAUAUUUUACUAGAUAUGAUGUUAAACACUCAAGAUGGUGAUGGAGGUUUCAAUGAUGAGAAGAUCAUUGCAAUGCUUGUUUCUUAUACAUUUGCUGGUUUUGAAUCUGUUGCUUUGGUAGCAUCAACUGCAAUUAUGUAUUUGGAAAAACAUCCUCACUUCUUGGACAAAGCUAAAGAGGAACAAGAGGAUAUAGUAAAGAGAAGAUCAUCUCCAAAUGAAGGCCUUAAUUUCCAUGAAAUUAAAGAGAUGAAGUAUCUUAGUAAUGUAAUUAAUGAAUCAUUACGUAUUGCUACUGCCAAAACAAUAUUCUUUAGAGAGGCAAGAAAUACUAUUAACAUAAAUGGGUAUACCAUACCUAAGGGGUGGAAGUUUUUGUCAUUUUCAUGGAAUUAUCAUAUGGACCCUCAUACUUAUGUGAGACCUAAGGAAUUUAAUCCUUCUAGAUGGGAUGAUCUUAAAACCAAGCCAGCCUCCUUUCUUCCCUUUGGAGUUGGCCCCAAAAUGUGUCCAGGAGCCAAUUUGGCUAGGCUUGAGGUUUCUGUUAUUCUUCAUUACUUUCUUCUUAACUACAGGGUGGAGCAAGUUAAUCCAGAGAGCAAAAUCGAACCUCCGAGAAAUUGUCUUGUGAAAUUCAAGAAGAUCUAAGCAUCAUCAUAUAUCAUAUGAAUAUGAAUGACAAUUUCAUUGUUUUUCAGUAUUUCCUAUUUUCAGUACUCUUUUAUCAUGUGGAUUUUAUGUGUGUGACUCUUUUUAUGUAAGCUACCUA